Darwinula stevensoni is the source of this 584-nucleotide messenger RNA. The record is from the annotation of a GenBank genome assembly. NCBI's taxonomy places the organism in Eukaryota, Metazoa, Arthropoda, Ostracoda, Podocopida, Darwinulidae.
AUGGCGAAGACGGUGGUGAACGCUUCUGCAGAGGACCUUAUCGAUGAGUACUGGUGGCAUUUGGAAAGAACCCCCACCUGGAACCCAGCGACAUCCUCAAUAGAAGUCAUCAAAAGAAUUUCUAAGACCAAAAUGAUCGCCCACGUGAUCGGAGCAAAUCUAGGAUCGAAAUACAUCUCGAAAAGAGACUUCGUGGCUGUGUACUCUCGGCAUGAGGUGCUAGACACCCAGCGGAUGGUGGAGGAUUUAUACAUGUGCUUCAUCUCGACUGAGUUCCCCGGGGCACCGCCCGAAGGGGAUUACGUUAGGGCCACAUAUCAUCCGAGUGGAUUCCGGAUUUCACCGAAUGGAGACGGUACCGCGACAUUCCAGUAUAUGCUCAACGUCGACGUGAAAAUCAACGCCCUACUGAAGGCUUUAGCCCGAAUUGCCACGAUUCCGAAUUGGGUUGAAUAUGCCAGGAAUCUCAGAAGUUAUGCAACAACGUUGAAGAAAACCUGAUGCGGAAGCUUUCACAAAACCUUCUCACGUAGUGAAGGUUUACGAUUUUUUUUCCUAUCCUAUUGUUUAUGUCAUAUUUGGAG